AUGAACAAUGAAGGUUACAACAUUGUGCUUAAUGUAUCUUCUGGUCCCAUUCUCGUAUUCACUGCUAGUAAACGUAUUUUGUAUCAGCUGUGGGCUAAUAACAUUAAUCAGGAGAAGGAGCAAGAGGAUAAAAACAAGCUUCCCGUUCUUGACCCAGCAGGAAACGUGUACUACAACUGGCUCCUGAUAAUUACAAUGCCUGUGAUGUACAACUGGACAAUGAUCAUUGCUAGAGCAUGUUUUGAAGAACUUCAAUCUGAUUACUUGAGCAUGUGGUUCGUCCUUGAUUAUGUAUCUGAUGUUAUUUAUAUUAUUGACAUGUAUUUAAGGACAAAAACAGGGUAUCUGGAACAAGGUCUAUUGGUCAGUGAUGCAAAGAAACUCAGAGAAAAAUACUUUGCCACAAUCCAAUUCAAAUUAGAUGUCAUCUCACUCAUACCAACUGACUUUCUGUAUUUUUACCUUGGACUGGAAUAUCCAGAAAUUAGAUUAAAUCGUUUGGCAAGAAUUAGUCGAAUGUUUGAAUUCUUUUCAAGGACUGAAACUCGGACAAACUACCCAAACAUUUUCAGGAUUUCCAACCUUGUCAUGUACAUUGUGAUCAUUAUUCAUUGGAAUGCUUGUGUAUAUUUUUCAAUUUCCAAAGCUAUAGGGUUUGGGGCAGACACAUGGGUGUAUCCAAAUGUAUCCAUUCCAGAGUUUUCCCGGCUUGCUCGGAAGUAUGUGUAUAGUCUCUACUGGUCAACACUGACAUUAACAACCAUUGGUGAAACACCUCCUCCAGUAGAGGAUUCAGAAUACUUCUUUGUGGUGGCUGAUUUCCUGGUUGGUGUGUUGAUUUUUGCCACCAUUGUUGGUAAUGUCGGCUCCAUGAUUUCCAACAUGAAUGCAGCUCGUGCAGAGUUUCAAUCAAGGAUUGAUGCCAUCAAGCAGUACAUGCACUUCCGAAAAGUGAGCAAAGAUCUGGAGAAGAGAGUUAUCAAAUGGUUUGACUACUUAUGGACAAACAAAAAAGCUGUGGAUGAAAGAGAGGUCUUGAAAUAUCUUCCUGACAAGCUGAGAGCAGAAAUUGCCAUCAAUGUCCACCUUGAUACACUGAAGAAAGUUCGUAUCUUUGCAGAUUGUGAAGCUGGUCUACUGAUUGAGUUGGUAUUGAAGUUAAGACCCCAGGUGUACAGCCCAGGGGAUUAUAUCUGUCGCAAAGGAGAUAUUGGUAGAGAGAUGUAUAUCAUCAAAGAAGGGAAACUUGCUGUUGUUGCUGAUGAUGGAAUUACUCAGUUUGUGGUUCUAAGUGAUGGCAGCUAUUUUGGCGAAAUUAGUAUUCUGAAUAUCAAAGGUAGUAAAGCUGGAAACAGAAGAACAGCAAACAUUAAGAGUAUAGGCUACUCAGAUUUGUUCUGCCUCUCCAAAGAUGAUCUAAUGGAAGCUUUAACUGAAUAUCCUGAUGCAAAAGCAAUGCUGGAAGAAAAGGGAAAGCAAAUUCUAAUGAAGGAUGGUCUUUUGGAUCUAGAUAUUGCCCAGCUUGGAGCUGACCCAAAGGACAUGGAAGAAAAAGUAACAAGACUUGAUAUGGCAAUUGAUCUUUUACAGACUAAAUUUGCUCGACUUCUGGCGGAGUACAACUCUACACAACAAAAACUAAAAGAAAGAGUGACAAGAGUCGAGAACAAAAUUAAACAAUCAGGGAUGCAACUUGAAUAUUCAGAACUGAUAGAUACUGAAGCCCCAAGUGAAACUGAAGAAAGUAAAAAGUAG
This is a messenger RNA of Rhincodon typus (whale shark), 1755 nucleotides long. RefSeq names its product cyclic nucleotide-gated channel rod photoreceptor subunit alpha-like. Gene Ontology annotation, cellular component: plasma membrane; intracellular cyclic nucleotide activated cation channel complex. Gene Ontology annotation, molecular function: intracellularly cAMP-activated cation channel activity; intracellularly cGMP-activated cation channel activity; cGMP binding. Gene Ontology annotation, biological process: monoatomic cation transmembrane transport. The transcript has 5 exons. The coding region runs from base 1 to 1755 and encodes 584 amino acids. NCBI's taxonomy places the organism in Eukaryota, Metazoa, Chordata, Chondrichthyes, Orectolobiformes, Rhincodontidae. The record is from RefSeq and is a predicted model, not a curated record.